GUAACCCUUUACUUUCGAGACUGCUUUAUCACUGCAAAUAAGAGGUUCAAACCUUACACGCAGUUCGUUUCGUCGCUUCGUUCAACCAGUUGAGCCCGUUCAUCUGUUCAAAGGCACAGACAGGAAGACUUUGCUCUCGAAGCAAUUACACCGGAAUUGCGUGUCAUCGCCGUUAAAAGAAAACCCAAAGAUCCAAGAUGAGUUUGCAGUGGACCUUGAUCGCCGGUUUCCUCUAUACCGAAAUAGUGGUGGUACUAUUGAUGCUUUUGCCAAUCAUUCGUCCGUCUAGAUGGCAGAAAAUCUUCCGUUCAAGGUUUUUGAACAGCCUGUCAAAUCAAGCUUCCGUGUACUUCACUGUCUUGUUGGGUGUGCUGUGUCUUUUCCUCCUUGAUGCUGUGCGGGAGAUGCGCAAGUACUCAGGAGACACUGAGCCAAAGCAUGAGUCACACCAACAUUUGGAUGCUGAGAUGCAAGUCAACAUGCGCCUCUUCAGAGCCCAGCGCAAUUUUUAUAUCUCUGGAUUUGCUCUAUUCUUAUGCUUGGUAAUCAGACGCCUGAGCAGCCUCAUCUCCACCCAAGCUCAGUUGAUGGCAGAAAAUGAGGCAGCUCUUAAGCAAGCUCGGUCUGCCACUACAACUGCCCGGAAUAUGAUGGUUGGCAAGGGAGAGGAAGCUCAGAACAACUCCAAUGAAGCCUCUGCUCAAGUCAAGAAACAAUUGAAGGAAAAGGAAGAUUUAGUCUCUACUCUCCAGGAUGAAGUGAAUAAGAAGGCUCAGGAAAUCAAAGAACUGCAGUCACAACUAAACAAAGAAAAGAAGAAUAAUGAAGCUAUGACCUCCCAGAACAAAGGUCUGUCGCGGGAAUAUGACAGGCUAGCUGAUGAAAAUGCCAAGCUUCAGAAACUGAUGGAUUCGUCAAACAAGAAAGAUGAUUAAAUAAUUUCUUGCUAUGAGGUGCUCAGCAAUGAAAACUUCUUCAUUGUUCAGUGAUUCAUCAAAGCAUGUUGCAUCAUCCUUAAAUUUUUUUCAUGACAUGCCUGUAAACAUUUUGCAUAAUAUUUGAUAUUUGUGAUUCCUUAUUUCUAACGAAUGUAUGUGCAAGAUUACCCUGGACUGAAACUAGAUUAUCUAUUUCUAACAUCUGUUCUGGAGAGUUGUUUCUGUUAAUUUUUAUUAAUGGCAGCACCUUAAUUUUGACAAGGUUUGUUGCAAGUAAGUUAGCUCUCACACUUGUUAAUUUUGUCAUCUCAUUGCACAUUUUCUGUGCAUUUCUAAUGUGAAGGUUUUGUUUGUUAGCUUCAUAAGGUUGCAUCUUUACAUUUGGGUGAAGGAUUUUCUUCCUGUUUUUGGUUUUUUAAAUGAGUGAGCCUAAUUAGAUUUACUCAUGUUGCUGUCAACACACAGCUUUAAAAAUUUUGUUUUUUACCUAGUGCAUAACUUUAUUCAUUUUCAAUACUCCUUUUCUUUUUCCUUGUGAAUUGUUCAUGGAAGUAAAUUUCCAGUGUGAUUUUAAGCUUAGCAGAAGUUGGGUUUGUGUGGUUUUUUUAAUUUUGUAAUUAGGCAGUUUUAACUUAUUUCUGAGCUUUUUAUAAUACAUGUGCAGUAAAGUAGGUAGGUAGUUAGAUAACCUUCCUUGCAUAAUAAGUAUUUGGGAAAUGUAUAGAUAUUUUGGUGUCUGCACCAUUCUCCCUUCCCCCACUCUUACUUUCAAACUGUACUUUCUGUUACCGCUGUUAAUUGUUAUUUGUAAUAAAGCAAAUGGCUGUGUGUCUAUUCUGCAAAA
This is a messenger RNA of Thrips palmi, 1782 nucleotides long. Its product is annotated as B-cell receptor-associated protein 31. Lineage: Eukaryota; Metazoa; Arthropoda; Insecta; Thysanoptera; Thripidae. The coding region runs from base 198 to 935 and encodes 245 amino acids. Gene Ontology annotation, cellular component: endoplasmic reticulum; endoplasmic reticulum membrane. The record is from RefSeq and is a predicted model, not a curated record. Gene Ontology annotation, biological process: endoplasmic reticulum to Golgi vesicle-mediated transport; intracellular protein transport. The transcript has 4 exons.